Trichomonas vaginalis G3 is the source of this 648-nucleotide messenger RNA. Its product is annotated as transcription-initiator DNA-binding domain ibd family. Bases 1 to 648 code for a protein of 215 amino acids. The record is from RefSeq and is a predicted model, not a curated record. The transcript has a single exon. Lineage: Eukaryota; Parabasalia; Trichomonadida; Trichomonadidae.
AUGAAAGUCUCAGGUUCAUCUGACAAGCCAGCAUACUAUAAUUUACUAUCUGAUACUGAUAAAAUGACAUAUGAUCGCAUCAGGCAGGCCAUUACAGCUCCUUCAAAUAAGAAUAAGAAAAAUAAAAGAGCAGAUGAAUUCCGGGAGAUUCUUGAAGCCAUUGAAUUGUAUGAAAAUCAUGAUCAAGCUGAUAAAUGGAAGAGAUGCCUCGUUUGCGGCGUCUUCAUUUUCGAUAAAGGUAUUGCUAUUAAAAUAUCAGCACUAAAACAGUUAAUUUACAAGUGCAAGUCAUCAAUAAAUGGCUCACUUAAAGCUAUUGGUUACCCUAACGUUGAUUACAAAUCAAGCAUGUGUGAUGAGCUAUUAAAUGGCAUUCCGUUUCUCCGUGGCAAUCUUGUCGAACUUCGACAAUGGACUGUAAGAUUUAGAGAUAGAAAUACACCAACUUCUCUUUCAAUUGAUAAUCUACAACAAUAUAUUUCACCUCCAAGCAAUACAUUACAAGAAAAAAAUGAAGAUAUAAAUGGAAUUAAUAUUGACAUUGUGAUUAAUGAGAAUUCCUCGAAUUCAUCAAACAAUCAUGAUAGCUGGCUUCUUGAACAACCUAAUUAUUAUAACGAAGAUGUUUUUGAUGACUUCGAUAUAUAG